This is a messenger RNA of Tupaia belangeri chinensis (Chinese tree shrew), 984 nucleotides long. RefSeq lists its product as uncharacterized. The record is from RefSeq and is a predicted model, not a curated record. The transcript has 6 exons. The coding region runs from base 1 to 984 and encodes 327 amino acids. Lineage: Eukaryota; Metazoa; Chordata; Mammalia; Scandentia; Tupaiidae.
AUGCAGCUCUGGUUCUUCCAGGACCUUCUGCAGGGCCUCAGUGCCACUGACCUGCAAGUGCUGGGAAGGGGUGGAGAUCCCAAGUCUGGGGCCAAAGCCAUUGCCAGGACAGACUCUGGGCAGCAUGAAGAACCACAGGGUGGCCACACCACAGCUGCUCCCGGGGAGUGCGGACAGCCUCCUCCAGGUGGCACUCCCAGUGUCUCUCUCCUGGGCUUUCAGCCGGAACUCAAUAGAGCCAUCGCAGCCCUGGCGUCCGCACUUUCUCGCAGCCGCAGGACACCAGCUGGAGUCAGUAGAAAGGCCUCAGGUCAUCUAGGUGGACAGCUUCUCUCCACCUGCCAGCAGGAUGAGCUCGUGACAGACCGGCCUCUGUCUUCUUCCAACGAGGAGCGCCAAAACGCAAGACUGCCGCAGGACCCCGGACUUCCACAACUCCUCCAGGGUGAGGCUAAAGGAGGAAGUACUGAGGACCCAAGUCCUGAGAAGUGGAUCCGCAGACCCAGACAGAGGCAUGGAGCCAUUCCUGAGCUGCAGAGAAAGAUAAAGCAAGUGGAAGACUCUUUGGAUGUGUUGAACAAGGAGUUCCUCCAGCUCACUGCACAAGCUCUGGAGCUCCAGAAAGAGGACAAACCAGGACGACCGUCCCCAGCUGAAGGUGACACAACUUUGGUGACUCCCAGCAUCUUUGCUCACCCAGCAGAGGCGUGUGGCCCAUACAGAGAGAACCCAAAAACCAGGGCCCUGAAGAGUGAUCAGGAUCUGUUGCUGGAGGUGAGAAGGGUCCACUUGGCUCAGAGAAUUGAGGACCUGGAGUGGGAGUUGUCCCUGCUCCUCCAGGUGGCUGAUGGCCGCUCAAGUAUAAGAGAGAGCUGGCCCCACCACCUUGCCAGCCUGAGGGACACUGAGUCACACAGGACGCUGCUGUGGCCACCUGCUAGAGAUGCCUCCUCCACCAAGAACACAACUGGGUUGUCCCAGUAG